CGCGUACUGCGAUGGCCGUAGGUGGCGCUUGGCGAGGCGGCCAGGUCGCGUGUGUGUCCCUGGCCGGUCGAUGACAGAACGGCACACUCGCACUCAGGGUUCGCCAGUAUGCACUCGCCGCUCGCUCUGCUGCUCCUGCUGGUGCUGACCGCCUCCACGGGGGCGGCUCCCAGCAAGAAGUCCUCCGAUGAGUACAUGGUGGCGCCGGCCAGGGAUGUCGUCCUCUGGAACCAGAGCCAGGACGGCAAAAUCAACCUGCAGGUCUCGCUGAAGGACGUGCAAAUCGUCGCGCUCCUCAACUCCGACACCAGCAGCUACGACGAAGACUCUAGUGACUACGACUACUCCGAGUUAGAAGCUCUGAUAAACAGCACGAUCGCAGCCACAUCGACGACCGCCAAGCCGACGGAUAGCGAGGAAGUGACAUCAAGCACGGACGACGAGCCGCUUUUGCAGCUGAGCGAUGUUCUGCAGCUGGCCUCCGAGCAAGAGGAAAAGCAGAAGGACUCCAACAACACUACUACGCUGCCCCUGGCGUUUCAUAGCAACGGUAAGCCCGAAAACAUCACGCAACUCACCCCCGAAACGAAGGGGGCCACUUCCAUGUACCACAGGGAGGCGCCUAAGAGGUCGCCCGUCAAGACCCCCUGCGCCGAAGGUGAGGUCCGCGACCGAAUUGGCAGGUGCCGCCAGAAGUCCUCCAAGCCCAAGCGCAGGAGGCCCACGGCUAGACUUGCGUAUCCGUUAAAGAUGUCUCUUCAGAGUUUGGCCAGGGGCUUCAGACUUGCCAGGCUGAGCCAAGAUGACGACUGGGAGUCAUAAACUCAACAUCUCGAAAUUUUAUUUAUUUAUGGUACAAUUGAUGUUCUGAUAAUUUAUUAAAACUAGAUUUUACUCUUUUUUAA
This is a messenger RNA of Cloeon dipterum, 905 nucleotides long. RefSeq lists its product as uncharacterized. NCBI's taxonomy places the organism in Eukaryota, Metazoa, Arthropoda, Insecta, Ephemeroptera, Baetidae. Bases 109 to 822 code for a protein of 237 amino acids. The record is from RefSeq and is a predicted model, not a curated record. The transcript has 3 exons.